AUGGCUGAAUGUGGAUUCUGGACGCGAUCCAUUGCCGCGAGUGAGGUAAGUUCAUUGCCAGAGAGGAACAGACGACCACUCCAAAAUAACCAAUCAGAAUCAAAAAAGAAUCAGCAUAACCUUAAAACUAUACUUCUUUAUUCAAACUCAAAUCCAAUAAGAAACAAAGACGCUCUGGGUUACGGCUGCCAAUUCUGCGCAUCACAAUUUACCGAACCACAGAGACUUAAGGAGCACUUUUUGCACGAACACAAAAUAAAAGAUUUACUCAAAGCUAUAAACGGUAGACUGUUCGAGUAUUUCGUUAAAUUAGACAUAACAGAUUUGAAAUGCACAAUCUGUAAUAGAAGCUUGAAUAAACUGCAAGAACUCGUUGAUCAUAUUCAAACUGAACAUAAUAAAGAAGUUUAUGAAGAUUUGAAAAGUGCAAUAGUACCUUUUAAAUUUGAUACGGAAAAAUUGGUAUGCGCCGAAUGUUGCAAGGAGUUUCAGAAUUUCAAACAUUUGCUUGAGCAUAUGAACGUACAUUUCAGCAACUACAUAUGCCCUGUCUGUGGUAGGGGAUUCGUAACAGAUCGUCUAUACGCACGCCAUGUAAGGAGACAUAAAUCCGCAGAAUUUAAAUGCAAAGAUUGCGACAAAGUGUUCGGAUCUAAAGAAAAGUUACGCUAUCAUCAGAAAGGAGUGCAUUUAGGUUUCAUAAAGAGGAAUAAAUGUUUGAUUUGCAAAGAGAGAUUUCUGGAUUACUGGCAAAAAGUCAAUCAUAUGGUGAAAGUCCAUGGGGCGCCGGAAACCACUCAGAAAUGUAACGCUUGCGGCAGAUCGUUUAAAGAUCAGAGAAUGUUGACGAUUCAUAUAAAGAAAGACCAUUUGCUGGAAAGAAAGCACAAAUGUCAGGAGUGCGAAAUGCUGUUUUUCAGUGCCUCGAGACUGAAGCAUCAUAUGGCAAAGCAUUCUGGAUUAAGGCAAUUCAAAUGUGACAUAUGUUUGAAGGCGUAUGCUAGGAAGAAUACUCUAAGGGAACAUAUGAGGAUACACGCGAAUGAUCGUAGAUUUCGAUGCGAGCAUUGUGGCCAGGCGUUUGUCCAAAAAUGCAGUUUACUCAGCCAUGUGCGUUCGAAGCAUGGUAAUGUUGUUUAG
Pararge aegeria (speckled wood butterfly) is the source of this 1140-nucleotide messenger RNA. RefSeq names its product zinc finger protein 260-like. Bases 1 to 1140 code for a protein of 379 amino acids. The transcript has 2 exons. Gene Ontology annotation, molecular function: chromatin insulator sequence binding. Gene Ontology annotation, cellular component: chromosome. Gene Ontology annotation, biological process: regulation of transcription by RNA polymerase II. The record is from RefSeq and is a predicted model, not a curated record. Lineage: Eukaryota; Metazoa; Arthropoda; Insecta; Lepidoptera; Nymphalidae.